GUUCCUUUCGUACACGCCAAUAUGCACGCCUCCUCGCAACGCGACUCGACAUGUAAACAACAUGGCGGCUUCCAGUUGGACGAUCACGGAGACUUCGACUCGAGGGUGAAGAUAUCUGCUCCAAAUGACGCGGUUGGGCUCACCAUGAUCGAAGUGUGCUCCCUGAAACGCAUAAUAUUCCUCACUGUCUUUCUGAUAGGUGCCUGUCUGAUGAUCCUGACGCUGGAAAGCAUCCUGUCAGACCACGACAGUGAUCGAAACGGUUCAAAUUCUUCGGAGGGUUGCUGGGAAAAAGAAGAGUACGUCGUCAAGCAGAAGUGCCUGCCUUGCACCGAAUUCGAGAGGGCAAGCAAGCACCUCCCAAUAUGCAUCCAGUCCAAGUACAAAGAACUAGUCACCUGCAAGAGCUCAGGUGACGUCUAUAGAAGGUGUGACAAUGAGAAAGAGGGACAGCACUUCUGGAUAUUUGAAGGCAGCAUGCUCGUCACUGGUCUGCUGAGCUCACUCUCGGUUGUGCUUCGACAGAAGCACCUUGACCGCAAGAUGAUAGAGCGCAUACAGCAGCAGGUAGCCGCAGGAGUAUGACUGCUUGCCGCAAAGCCCAUAUUUGUUCCUAUUGCAAUCUCAACCAUCUGGUCUGUGGCCAUUAAUGGUAAUAAAGCUUGGAAAACAUGUCUCCAAA
Rhipicephalus microplus (southern cattle tick) is the source of this 682-nucleotide messenger RNA. It is a transcript of the gene JTBR, whose product is annotated as jumping translocation breakpoint protein JTBR. NCBI's taxonomy places the organism in Eukaryota, Metazoa, Arthropoda, Arachnida, Ixodida, Ixodidae. Gene Ontology annotation, cellular component: midbody; cytoplasm; centrosome. Gene Ontology annotation, biological process: mitotic cytokinesis. The record is from RefSeq and is a predicted model, not a curated record.